Molecule: messenger RNA, 9304 nt
Organism: Pristis pectinata (smalltooth sawfish)
Lineage: Eukaryota; Metazoa; Chordata; Chondrichthyes; Rhinopristiformes; Pristidae
Gene: ccnyl1
Product: cyclin Y-like 1
Exons: 10
Coding region: 306-1169 (287 amino acids)
Biological process (GO): regulation of canonical Wnt signaling pathway; regulation of cyclin-dependent protein serine/threonine kinase activity
Cellular component (GO): plasma membrane
Molecular function (GO): protein kinase binding; cyclin-dependent protein serine/threonine kinase activator activity
Source: RefSeq, a predicted model, not a curated record
CCUCACUCCCACAUUGGUUGCAGCUUGCUGGGGGUCUGGCUCGGAGGGGAUGAGGCGUGUAAUAAGAAUUGGCUGGAGCAGAUUGGGAAAGUAAAACAAAAACGGAGACACAAAUUCUGCAGAUGCUGCAUAUAUCUGGAGCAAUACACAAAAAGUGCUGGAGGAACUCAGCAGGUCAGGCAGCAUCCAUGGAGGGAAAUAAACAGUCGACGUUUCGGGCUGAGACCCAUCUUCAGGGCUGGAAAGGAAGAGGGCAGAAGCUAGGAUAAGAAGGUGGUGGGGGAAGCGGAGGAGCACUUGCAGAUAUGAACUUCGAAUCCAACCCUUCUGACCACCCAAGGGCCAGCACAAUCUUCCUGAGUAAAUCACAGCCAGAUGUGAGGGAGAAGAGGAAGAGUAACCAUAUAAACCACGUAUCUCCUGGUCAACUCAGUAAAAAAUACAGCUCAUGUUCAACGAUAUUUAUUGAUGACAGCACUGUAAGCCAACCCAACCUGAAAAGCACAAUUAAAUGUGUUACCCUUGCAAUUUAUUAUCACACAAAGAACAGAGAUUCAGACAGAUCAAUAGAUAUUUUUGAUGAGAAAAUGCAUCCUUUGACUAAAGAAGAGGUGCCAGUAGAUUAUAAUAAACGUGACCCAGAACACAAGCAUAUAUACCGGUUCGUACGGACUCUCUUCAGUGCUGCCCAAUUGACUGCAGAAUGUGCAAUAGUAACAUUGGUAUAUCUAGAAAGGUUGCUGACGUAUGCCGAGAUAGAUAUUUGCCCCAGUAACUGGAAACGGAUUGUACUGGGUGCCAUCCUGCUUGCUUCCAAGGUAUGGGAUGAUCAGGCAGUCUGGAAUGUGGACUACUGUCAGAUUCUGAAAGACAUGACCGUUGAGGAUAUGAAUGAGAUGGAGAGACAGUUCCUAGAGUUGCUACAGUUUAAUAUUAAUGUUCCUGCUAGUGUUUACGCCAAAUAUUACUUUGAUCUGCGUUCUCUGGCAGAUGACAACAAUAUGAACUUCCCCUUGGAACCACUCAGCAAAGAGCGAGCACAAAAACUGGAGGCAAUCUCCAGAUUGUGUGAGGACAAAUACAAGGACCUGGGCAAAGCUGCUAUAAGGCGAUCACUCAGCGCUGACAAUUUGAUAGGAAUUAGUCGUUCUAAUGCUAUCCUUUCAUAGGUCAGAGACUUUUCCAUCAGCAUAUAAUGUACCAGCAAAGACAGUGUCUUCCAAUUGGGCAACUGAAUCCUCCUGCAACUAAAACCAAGUUGCAGCUCCUGGCCUUAAAGAGCACACUUAGGAGAUUUAAUGUUGGCUGCCUCACUACAAGGCCCUUCUCAGAGAAAAGAGAAAAAAAAUGUUCGGACACUACACUGAUGCAGUGAUGUACGACCUGCAGUGUGGAGAAUUUUAUGCUUACUGUGUAGGCCUGUAACUGAGGAGUACCUCAAGCUUUUUAUUUUGUUCUAAUUUUAGGAAAUAACAUCCAAAACAAAUUGAAAUCAUGUAAAGUGAACUCUACAGGUAGGUUGGGACAACAGUAGCCCCCGGGAGAGUAAACAGAUUUGGAAUAGGGGCAAACUACUGAUUCUGCAUGGUGAAAGAUUAACAAAGGUCUCUAUUAAACAUAGGAUGGACCUAAACAGGGUGUAGCCACAGAUGUAUGCUUUAAAACUCAGAGAUUUUCUUCCUUCCCCACUCUACCCUCCCCAACCCCUAAAUAAUAUUUUUUCUCCAGUUGUUUGGUUGGUAUUUACAUUUUUUCCGAGCACUUUGGGGAAAGUAUGCAAAAUCUUACAUUUUCUUAGCAGCUUUUACAUAGUAAAACUUGCUAAAGCAUUUUCAAGCAACAUUUGACACUGAGCCACAUUGGAGAGGUGACCAGAGGCUUCAAAGGAGAAUUUUAAGGAGAGUCUUAGAGAAGAGAGAGGUGGUGUAGUUAAGGGAGGGCAUUCCCUCACUUAAGAGUCUGGACAGUUGAAAUAUCACACAUUUCUAUCUCGUCCAACCUCCUAUAAUUACUUUUUAAUUAUAAUGCUAUUGGUGUCCAAAAAUAAAACAAUGGGAAUACUACUGGAAAUCUAAAAUAAAAACAAAGAUGCUGAAACCACUCAGCAGGUCAGUCAGCAUCUGUGGAAACAGAAUUAACAGUUCUAGCCAAUGACCUAUUACUCAUGUGUUUGUUGGUUCAGACGGUUUUACCCCAAACACAGGGCUUUUGCUUUGUAACCAGCCUGAAGUAAAACUGAUGCCCUGCAGAACUGGAAUAGAGUUCCCAAAGAAGCAACUGGGUUUGAAGAUGCAGCAUUUUUAAUACUUGCAUUUUUUUCCAAAUUGAUCUAAAUAAAUUCUUUGUGAGAUGUAGCAGGGGAAGAAAAGGUAAAAUUGAAAGCCACUUGUAGUACCCAAGGGUUUCAGCCCAUGUCCAACUCAUUCAGCUGCUGACAAAUUGCAGAGAUUUACACCACAAAAAUAUUCAGCCUUUCUGAUCUAUGCUGGUGUUAAUACUCACACAAAGUUCGCCCAUCCUGCUUACCCUUUCAAUAGAUAAGUCAUUCCCCUCUCCAUCUUGCCUCCCCUUAAACAUAUCUGUGCUAUUCACUUCAAGUAUUUAAUAUAGCAGAGUAUACUAAAUUCUCUCCGUUCCAAGACUGAGACCUGUGGCCUUGGUUUGGAAAAAUGGAAACAUCUCUGCACCAAAUCUUUAGCUGAUAUUAAAGCUGCCCAUCAACUUUUAUUUCUGCUGAGCAAUAUCUUUAUUAUAAUUUACUAAUGAAACAAUGUUUCAGACAGCUAAAUAGACACUUUAAUUGGUACAAUCCCAUCACUUGGAACAAGUGAACUACUAAACUCACUGUAACCUGUCUAUAUUUAAGUCGAGUUUUUAACUCAACAUAUUCUUUCUUCAAAAUGAAAUUAUUUGGUUUUAUUUUCAUUUGUUCCAUUGUACAAUUCACAAUAUUUUGAACUAGUAAAAUUGGAAGCACAUGGCAUAUAUUACUGAUUAAGGCAUGAGGCAAUGGUCUUUUCUUAAAGGAAGAAGGUUUGAUUAUGAACAAGGUCACUGAUGUUCACCGGUGAAUCAUAGAAAUGUGGGGUUAAAAUAUCUCCAAAACCCAUUUAAUAAAACUGAGAAUGUUCAUUCACCAUCAACUAGAGCCCCUGGUAAUAAACUGUUGAAACAUGGCUUGAGCUUUUACUGCUGGUUUCCCAUCACCACACUGCCACCUACUCUUGUUCCAACAAUGCUUAUAUAAAUAGAUGCUAUCCUUUGAGCCCAGAGCUUCAAACAAAGGCUCAAAAAACUGCAGAAGCAGCUAUUGCAAUGAUCCAAACUUCUAAUCAGCCUGUGUCUUUUCUCCUUCAAGCCCAGAGACCAAAUGAAAGUUGAAGUACUUUUUUUUUGUUGUUCUUAACUUAAACAAGAAACCUCUAUUAAAAUAUAUACAGUUCCACAAAGACAUUUUGAUCUUUAGUGUUUUUUAAACUUGAGGAAGAAGCAGUGAGGCAUAUGCGAUAGGGCCAACAUAAAAGAGUUAAACAAGCGUGCAGGACAAAAGUGGCAUUUUCAAUGUGAAAUAUCAAUGCUAUUUCAUUGUAAGGGUAAUUCCAUCAAAUAGCUCUUUAGCAGAGUCCAUAUAUUUCAAGAGAGAGUGAAGUGGACUUGUGCUGCUAAUAUUGAACUAUGACGAGUUUGCCCAGAGACAGUGAGCAGUGAUUUCCCCUAUUUUUGUUCUCCAAAUCCAACUGAGUGUUCCAUUUGUGAAGACAUCAAGAUGAUGAAAGCAGGUGCUGAUUGAUGCAAUCAGAGAAACAAAAGCUGAAUCUCCAGAUACUGAGUAGUUGCAGUACAAUGAUUUGUAAAUACUUCAUCUCCUCUCUGAUCAGAAAUGUUAUCUGUAGAGAUGCCCUUCAACUAAUUAACUCAAUGCCUUCAAGGGCAACAGUUAAAAGAAAUGUGUAUCCACCUGAAAGUGAGGCAAACACACUGAGCCACUCCAUGAACAGUGCAUGAUGUAUGGCUGAAUGGUAGUUAGCUGUAUUGUGUAAAUGACCCAGUAAUGAUGCACUUUGCAGCCACGAAAAAUAACACAACACUAUGUUCCCUGAGUAACUGGGGAAUGGUGUGUUGCAUUGGUUUUGCAGAAUUCAUAGUAAAUAAAUGACAGGUUGCUAUUGUAAAGUAUUAUGCAGUUUCAUCAGCUAGUUGAAACAGGCACAGGACAUUAACCUAAGUAUCAGACCAAUCUUGGCAGUCGACCGUUAUGGAAUGCAGGCUAUAAAUAGUUUUGGUUGAUGCACUGCAGCCAAGGCUGAAGGAAUAUUGGAGAAACAUUCCAGUACAAAGGUGAUCUUUCCCAUAGGGAUGGUAAGGCAUCUCACUUUUGCCUGGACCAGUUCAGUAUAUACAUCCUGAAUAGAAAGGUAUAGCAUACCCUUGAGCUGAAACCUAGUGAUAGAGGCUGCUUUACUAAAACCCACAAGGUGUUACUUGCAUCAGCAUCUUUUUGAUUUUUCAAAGGGAUUGAGGUGACAGAUAACACCAGUUUGGAUUUACAUAGCAAAAUAUCCCAAGGCACUUAACAGUAGAAUUACACAAUAAAAUUUGACAUCAAUCCACGUGGAAAAUUACAGGAGAUGACCAUUAGUCUGGUGAAAGUCGUAGUUUCAAUGGAGCCUCAUUAGGGAGGAGAGCUAAGGGAGGACAUAUCUGCUUGGAUAGCUUCUACCACUGGAAAAGGCGCAAUUUUUGUGUGAAAUUUGUCUUAUGAAAAAUAUUAAGGGAGGGGGAAGAACUUGCAGUGAAAUUUCUGCUAUCUUGAGAUACAUCUUUCUCUCCCCAUCCUCCACCACCUACCAGCACUCCAGAGAUGACUAGUAUUGUAGCUAGUGGUUAAACCAGAGACUGAAAUGUCUGACAGUGAGCAUAUUUAUUGUCUCUGUUCCUUCCAGUAACCUAUAGUAGUGCAAACUGAACCAAUGUCUUACUGAGUAUACAUUGAACAUCCCCCUUUAUUGCAUACUAUUGAUUUAAGCUCAUUUGAUGAGGAUGGCUUGGUUAAGGCUCUUGUGUCUUCAUCUGGGACACCAAUGGACACAGGGAUCAUUAAUCCCUGUGUGUAUUAAUCCUUGUAAAAUAAUAUUUUUCAUAUAAAAAGAGUAAGUGAGCAGAUUUAUUAGCAAACAAAUAAAGCCCGCACAGUAUACCUUUUUACUAAUGUGUAACAAGGCAUAUCUUGCACCCUGUCACUUGUGUGGUUAGAAUCUGUUAUCAGUUGGGGGAGUUUGCUGUUGAUUUUGUGAAAGGCUUGGGAAUUGCCAUUAGGAUAUUGUUAAAAAAAAACAUUCUGUAUAACAUUGAAUGUAUUCAGAAGUAGGAUGGAUUUUAAAAAAUAAGAGGGACCCUGUGAUUUGCAUAAGCCCUGGGUUUCUUAUCACUUGAGGGGUGAUGGUGCUCGAGGUGUGUAUCGUCAGUCUUUGCUGAUUUACUAUUUGCCUUAUUUGCUAUACAACUUACUCAAGUUACCACUGACUUGCAGAAUUUACACUCACCGUCCUCCUUGCAGGCUUAUAGUACGGCAGUGCCUGGUUCUUUUCCAUAAGUAGGGCACCCCCACUUGUGCCCCACCUACCUGCCUGUUUGCCAUAUGCAAUUUCAGCACAGUAAGUAGUUAUUUGUGAGGAUUUUGCAACUCAUCCCACAAUGUAUUUUUUUUACCAAAGUGCAAUGUGGACUCAGCAGAAGCCCAGAUUCACCAUUCCAGCCAGCAGCUCACAAACAGUCAAGAUCCUAAAAGGACUUUCACUAUUAAAAAUGUUGAAAAAUCUUUUAAAACUUAAAUUUAAUACCCUGCUGGGUAUUUGGAGCUGUGUCUUAAUUCCCAGAAUGUUGGCAAUCCCUAAAUGAAAAAAUGGUGCCAUAGACCAAGAAUCUAAUUCAAAAUCUCUGGGUUCUGCUUGUGCUUUUGUGUGACAUCCUUUUAUUUGCAGGAUUAUUGGAGGAGGGUGUGGUGAGGUAAAGGCAGGUGCUUAUUUUUUUUAAAUCCCCUAUAAUCCUCUUUAUGCUAGAAUUUCCAAACAUUGCAAAACCCAAAAUUCUGAAUAGUAUAAAAUGGAGGUGUAGAGUUUUAAUGUCUGCCUAUAGAUGGUAAUAAUUUAGCAAAAUUAGCAUUUACUAUGAGCCGGCUAUGCAAUCCAGAAGAAUUUUAGCCACACAAAAAUGUAGAUGACCUCAGGUAAUUUUUAACUAUUUUGUAAUGCUUGCCCAUGUCACUUUUUCCUUGUAAGACAUUUUGAAACGUGUUUCAUCACUUCAAUCUGGCCAUGGUGUGUUUAUGUAUAUGUGGUACAUAAUGUAUUACCUUGUGGGAUCUGGUUAUAACAACUUUGCUUUAUUACAAUGAGAUGAAAAUUUACAGCACACCUUAUGGCCUUUGUGCAACUGUCAAGGUCCAGUAGAAUCUGUGUAUGGCUUUGACAUCUUGAUCUUUUCUCUCGCUUCUUCCCAAAGAUAUCCUAUGCUACCUUAAUUUUUUUUCUAAUGGAAAGCUUUUGGCAUCUGACACUACUUUUUCUUUCUUCAGCAAAGACAUUUUAAUUCUCCUUAACUAAUUUUUCUGCAGAAUAAACCUUAGAAUAUCUAAGUCUGUGAACAAUCUGCAUUUUAAGUACCAAUGCAUUUUUAUAAACUGCUAGAAUGCUUCCUGGAUUGGGUUUUUGAAGGGUGCUGUGUAACUUUGUGAAAUGAUUUUUAUAUUUUUAUAGUGUCAGCAUUUACCAAAAAAAUGUUUAAGACUUAAUGCUUUCGUAUUGCCUGACUUUUCCUUUCACUCAAACAGUUCUCUCAAAAUAGUAAUCCAUUUUAUUUUCUCACCACCUGGCAGUGGAAAUUCUUUCCAGAAUGCUGUUGGAUCCACUUGUUGAAACCACUGCAAGCCACUGCUGCUCUGCUUCCCAUUUUAAAUAGGUUUUUCACUGGCACAAAAGGGAAUGCAUGCAAAUAGGUGUGAGGGGGAAAAUAAUUAGACUUUGUUUAAGUUUACACAUCCAGUCUACCUCCAGAGAAUCUUUACUGGAACCCUCGCACAGUGUAGCAAUUUCUUUAAAUGGCCAGAUAUCAGCAGUCCUCCAUUUCAUCAAAAUGGGUGGAUUCAUUAUUGGAACACAAAUGAUCGGCCUAUACAUGGAGUCUAUAGGCCCUGCAAUGUCUAACGUCCACUUUUGUAUAUUGUCUCCAAACUAUUAUAAGCAAGUUGUUGAGAUCACUGUGUUAAAGGUGAGGUUGGCGUAUUCAAUAGUCACUUUCUAAGGGAGGAGAAGAACGUUGAAGGGUAUGUAGGGGAAAAAGCCAGGGAGUGAGUGAAAUUGGAUGGAUCUUUUAAAGAGAUGUCACAGUCAUGAUGGGAUGAAUGACCACCUCAGAUCUACCAGCUAAUGUGCAUGUGUAUUCAAAGGUUACCUAGAAUUGUAAAGUGUUUCAAACUACUACUGGCUGGUGUAAGCCAGUAGUUAAAGUGAGCCUUGGAGUAACUCUUAAAAUGUUCCUAUAUUUAAAAAAAUGUUCCUCUAAUAAACCCACUAGAUCCUUUCCAAAUACCUGCAGUGAAGGCAUGACUGAGGUUGUCUGUGCAAGAGAGAAAUUUUAAAGGCUUGGCGUUCCUUUGCAUAACCUAUUGGACAACUGCAGGUAGUGCAACUCUGGCCUUGUCAAUCAUUGGGCACCUUCAGUUAACCACUUGAAUUUUGAUCUCAGACCACCAAAUAGAAAUUGCCUUAAAGGUAAAUCCAUAAACCGAAGUGACCAAUUAAGGAUCAAUUGGAAAAAGUGGUCCUGAGUUUUGUUCUGUUGAUUUGUGGGUUAACAUCCAUUGGUCUUUCCUGAGGUCAUCCUACUGAGCAAUGAAGGGGCCCAAUGCAUUCACCAACUCCAUUGUACCAGCUUACAGACUAGUUGGCGUGUGAACUUGCCCCCAUUUUAUCAAUUUUUAGCCUUUGGAUGGAAAUUGUUAAGGCAAGCAGACUGCCGGCUUACCCACCUGCUCUCCUAAGAACUAAUUUGCUGGUUUUUGAACUUGAACCCAGUGAAGUCAGUUGGUGAUACAAAGUGUUUGAAAUAUUUAGCAGGUCAGACCUUAUUUGCGGAGAAAGAAGCAUUUCCAAAAACCUUUGAUCUUAACAGAGGAGUGCAAAUACUGUUUAUGUGGCCCAAACUGUUGAGUAUUUCUAUAUUUUCCCUCUUCAGUCCACUGGGUGAUCUUUCUUCCUCAAGCAGCAGCAGGUGAGGGAGGGGAAAUAGUCAAGUGGUACUCAAAUUAUAUAAUUACUCUCCCUCAUAUUAAUCCACGUUGCUUUCAAAAUGGCCCAAAUAUUCUAUCAGUAGAUACUCUUUUAAUCCAUCUUUAUUUUAAAUUUUCUUGCAAUUUUGAAUUACAAUUUCCCGCAUGUAUGUUCCUAACCUGUUGGGGCCAUUGACAGCUCAGUUAUUGAUUAACUGCCAUAAUCAGCUGCAAUCUACAUGUUCCAUUGUUGCAUCAAGAUGGUCACUCCCAGCCAUUCUAAAGCUGUUCCUUGUUUCUUUACAUCUUGCGGAGCCAGUCUUUUGAAAAGCUGUGCAGCUCGAGUUGCCAACUCUUGAUAGAUUACUAGAAGUGUUAUGAUCUCUUACCUUAAAUCAGACCGUCUUUUUCCCACCCUCCCUUCUGUAGAUAAUAAAAGCUCUUAAGAGAAAACUUUAAAAAGCUAACUGUGAUCUUUCUCUUGGGAGUUGCUCAUGGCAUAGUGCUUCAGCUUCCAGGAUGUACCUGGAGAUCUGGCAACCCUGCCUGUAGCUGGCAUUUGUGUGUGUGUGUGUGUGUGUGUGUAUGUGUGUGUGUGUGAUGGGUAAUCUGUGGAGGGGGAAGUUUCAGGCAACAGAGAGAAGUGGUGCAGAACACUGCAACUUCAAACAAACUGUUCAGAUGCUGCUACCAAACCUCACUUGGAAACUUGUGAAAUCUUGAUUUAUAUUUCUGCAUUUUAAGUAGAAUUUCUGUACCUAUGUGUGAUUUUUAAACAAACAUAAUAUAUGCAUAUGUGUAUAUAUAAUGGUAGAAUAAUAUAUAUCUGCAAACUACGGUUUGUAACUAAUGCAAACAUAUUUUAUAAAAGAGUUUUAAAUAAGUUUAUAAUUCAACCUUUUGUUUUGUAGCUGAGAGUGGCGUGAUUGUGGAUAUUAUAUAUUUUGUAAUACCCCAGGCUGCCCUACUAAUAAAAUCUACUGUAGUAGUUGGUGAAAAGAGUAUGAUAAAAAACUGUGAACAGUUCAAAUAUUAGCC